Messenger RNA from Physella acuta, 2852 nucleotides. Its product is annotated as zygotic DNA replication licensing factor mcm6-like. Gene Ontology annotation, biological process: DNA replication initiation; double-strand break repair via break-induced replication; mitotic DNA replication. The record is from RefSeq and is a predicted model, not a curated record. NCBI's taxonomy places the organism in Eukaryota, Metazoa, Mollusca, Gastropoda, Physidae. Gene Ontology annotation, molecular function: single-stranded DNA binding; ATP binding; single-stranded 3'-5' DNA helicase activity. Gene Ontology annotation, cellular component: nucleus; MCM complex.
GUAAGCAUCGUACAAAGAACUGGCUAUAGAAAUCGUAUAUUACGCGUUAAUACUAUUGGUUUCUUUUCUAAUAAGUGUUACACGAUUUAUCUUUUCCACUUACAUACAUAGGCAUAAAGUGCCACCACCUUUUUCUUAUUUUCUGAUUUUUAUCUAUAGUCGAUUAUAAUUACAGCUUGAUGUUGUAUGUUUUCUCUAUCAUUAGCAGGUUUACUUCAUGGUGUUACCGCCCCCUUCCACCCAUGUCGGGAUAUGUCACAUUUGCUCUUAAAGACUAUUUAACACUGCCAACAACAAGCGAUAAGCCGAACGGAGACAGGUUAUUUCUUUCUGAAGAAUGGAAAAUAUUGAACAAGCAGUUAGAGCCAACCAAGUAAAAGAUCAAGUUGGUGAAAGAUGUCAAAAAUUAUUUCAAGAUUUUCUUGAUGAGUUUCAAAUAGAUGGGGAGAGUAAAUACUUGUCAGCUGUCCAAGACUUAAUAAGACCAGAAAGAAACACGCUGACUGUCAGCUUUGAAGAUGUAGAAUCUUAUAAUCAACAGCUAGCAACAACUAUUUUAGAAGAAUAUUAUAGAGUAUACCCGUUUUUAUGUCGAGCUGUGCGCAAUUAUGCAAAAGAUUGGGGCCAAAUUCCAACAGGGAAAGAAUUUUAUUUAAGCUUGACAGAUGUACCAACAAGAUUAAAGGUUAGAGAGUUAACAACUGUUAAAAUUGGAUCCUUGCUUCGUAUAACUGGUCAAGUAGUCCGUACACACCCUGUUCAUCCCGAGCUUGUCAGUGGAACUUUCAUGUGUUUGGAUUGUCGUACAAUUAUAAAAGAUGUUGAACAACAGUUUAAGUAUACUCAGCCUUCCAUUUGUCCAAAUCCAGUUUGUGCUAACAGAUCAAGGUUUUUGUUAGAUGUUAACAAGUCCAGAUUUGUUGAUUUCCAAAAGGUUAGAAUACAGGAGACACAGGCAGAGUUACCACGGGGUAGCAUUCCCAGAAGCGUGGAAGUUAUUUUGCGAGCAGAGGCUGUUGAAAUGGCUCAAGCAGGAGAUAGAUGUGAUUUCACAGGGACACUUAUAGUUGUCCCUGAUGUUGGUUCAAUGUCACUACCAGGAGUUAGAGCUGAAACUUCUGCUAAAGUUAAUCAAGGUACUGAAGGCUACGAAACUGAAGGUGUGAGAGGCUUGAAAACUUUGGGUGUCAGGGAUUUAACUUAUCGUCUUGCAUUUUUGGCAUGUACUGUUAUGCCCAGCAGCUCCAGGUUUGGUGGUCAGACAUUUCGUGAGGAGGAUUUGACAGCAGAGGCCUUAAAAAAGCAAAUGAGUGAUGAUGAAUGGCAGACUGUAUAUGAUAUGAGCCAAGAUAAAAAUUUGUAUCAAAAUUUUUGUUCUAGCCUUUUCCCUACAAUUCAUGGCAAUGAUGAAAUCAAACGAGGGAUUUUAUUAAUGAUGUUUGGUGGAGUACCAAAGGUAACAUUAGAAAAAACACAUCUUCGAGGAGAUAUAAACAUUUGUAUUGUUGGUGAUCCAAGCACAGCCAAGUCACAGUUCUUAAAACAGGUUGAAGAGUUCAGUCCAAGGGCGGUUUACACCAGUGGAAAAGCAAGCAGUGCAGCUGGACUUACUGCUGCAGUUGUUAGAGAUGAAGAGUCUCAUGAGUUUGUUAUUGAAGCUGGUGCACUUAUGUUGGCUGAUAAUGGGGUUUGUUGUAUUGAUGAGUUUGAUAAAAUGGAUCCACAUGACCAAGUUGCAAUUCAUGAAGCCAUGGAGCAGCAAACUAUCUCAAUUACAAAAGCUGGAGUUAGGGCAACUCUGAAUGCAAGAACUUCAAUUUUAGCUGCAGCAAAUCCAUUAGGCGGACGUUAUGACAGAACUAAAUCAUUGAAACAUAACAUUAACAUGUCUGCCCCUAUAAUGUCGAGAUUUGAUUUGUUCUUCAUUUUGGUAGAUGAAUGUAAUGAGGUAACUGAUUAUGCCAUCGCUCGUCGAAUUGUUGAUUUGCACAGUCGAUCUGAAGAAUCCAUCACCAGAGUUUACUCAGUUGAGGAUAUGCGUCGAUACAUUAUGUUUGCUCGUCAGUUUAAACCUAAGAUCAGCCCAGAGUCACGAGAUUAUAUGGUCGAAGAAUACAAGCGCUUACGUCAAAGGGACAGCACAGGGACAGGUUCGUCGUCAUGGAGAAUUACAGUUAGACAAUUGGAAAGCAUGAUUCGCCUUUCUGAAGCAAUGGCUAGGAUGCACUGUCAAGAUGAGGUUCAACCUAGACAUGUCAAAGAAGCAUUUCGUCUUCUAAAUAAGUCUAUUAUUCGUGUUGAACAACCAGAUAUUCAUUUAGAAGAUGACUUACAAAUGGCACAAGAAGAAAUUACAGUUGAUGAGAAUACAGUACCCACAGAAAAAUCUCAAGAGAUUAUUUCAAAGUUGCCAGAUGACGCCAGCAUUGAAAGUGUUGCUGUACCUCCCCCUGCUGCUCACUCUAAAGCAACCAUGCGAUUGACAUAUGAGGAUUACAAACACAUGGCUAAUUUACUGGUCCUACAUAUGAGAAAGAAUGAGGAAGAAUCAGGUGAAGAUGAAACUGGUCUUAGAAAAAGUGAUGUCAUCAGUUGGUAUUUAACUGAGAUUCAAGAUGAAAUUCAGUCAGAGGAUGAAUUGAUAGAAAAACGAAUUUUGGUUGAAAAAGUAAUUGAUCGUCUUGUUCAUCAUGAUCAUGUGCUGAUCCAAUUAACACAGACAGGCCUUAAACCUCGGACUGGACAGGAGAGUGAAUUGGUGAAAGAAGAUGAUCCUAUACUUGUUGUCCACCCAAAUUACAUUAUUGACAGUUAAAUCAUGUCAUGCUAUUAAAUUUUGUACAUACUGAAAA